CGUCAGUCAGGACGUGCAUGUCAAAAUUGAAAGGCACGUUCUGGCGAUACUUCCCUACACACAGUCAAUCGGAUUCGGCUACCAUGAGAUCUAUGUGGCGAUGACUCUGGCGAAUGAAACUCUAUCGAAGAGAAAUCUAACGAAACAUUUUAAAUUCCACUUUCGAUUUGCCGAUUCCAAAUGCAAUCACAAGGACGCCGCCAUGGCAUUGAUCAAUCAUUACAAUGACAAGCAGGUCAACGUGGUCAUCGGUCCGUUCUGCGACUACAGCCUCUCGCCGCUCUGUAGGCUCGCUCCUUACUGGAAAAUACCCGUCAUCUCCCCCGGGGGGUUCAGUCACACCUUCAAGGAUCAGAGAAGUGUGAAUUUCAUGACCUUGACCAGAAUUGGGGGCACGCUCGACCCAAUGAUCCGUUUGUUCUUCACGUUCAUGAAAAUGUCCAGCUGGACAAAGUUCACCCUGAUCUACGACCCCCUGGUCGACUUCAAACUGUGUUACCUUAGGGCUAACGCCAUAUCCGCCUACGCGAAGCAC
Messenger RNA from Lymnaea stagnalis (great pond snail), 535 nucleotides. The record is from the annotation of a GenBank genome assembly. NCBI's taxonomy places the organism in Eukaryota, Metazoa, Mollusca, Gastropoda, Lymnaeidae.